Symbiodinium necroappetens is the source of this 2366-nucleotide messenger RNA. The record is from the annotation of a GenBank genome assembly. Lineage: Eukaryota; Dinophyceae; Suessiales; Symbiodiniaceae.
GCACUCCGUGUUGCGACUUCUACAAUGACCGCAGCAAGGUCUUCUGCGACAACUUCGGUACCAUCCAGCAGUUUUCCCACUGCCCAACCGCACCCUGGGCCUGUCGGCUAAAGCUUGGAGCAGACGAAAACGGCAAUGUCAGAAUCGACGAGCUUCGUGUCUGGGAGGAGCCUGUGUACGUUCUGUUGCUGAUCGUUGCUGGUGGGAUGGCCGGCCUCGUGCUGCUGAUCGUCAGCUGUGGCUUCGCCUGCCGCCACUCUCAGCGGGUCCAAGCCUGCGGCCUCGCCGUCUGGCGCUGCUGCCGAUACCUCGCUAACAAAGUGGGCUGCUGGCGGCGCUGCAAGAGUUGCUGCGGAGCGUGUUGCUCAAGGUGCAGGAGGCUGUUCCGCACGAGUCCCACAGCCGAGGAAAGAGCAAAAGAGAGACGAGAGGCAAGGCAAGAGCAGGAGCGACAGCGGAAAGCUGCUUUCACGAACGAACUGCGCCGGUCGCAAACAUUCGGGGAGUUGGACCUGACGCGGAACUCUUGGAAGAAUUCUCUUCGCCGCUGGAGCCUGACGCCUGAAACGGCUCCGACUCCGAAGGUUCUGAUCCCAAGUCCUGUGAAGAGCCAUCCCAGGCAGAAGCGCAAGGCCAAGAAGACUCGCGUGGAGCGUUUGAAGGUUCCGGAGGCCGAGGAGGACGAAGCAGGUGGCAUGCGGACAAGCAGCAGUAAUGUCGAGGACACCAGUGACUCAGAGAAGUCUUCGCAGGUGUCCAAGCCUGAUGUGGGCGACAUUCAUCCCUGGAGCAUCCAAGAUGUGUUGGAACAGGAGGCCGAAGAGGCGCCUGCACAAACAGGCUCGCGACCGGCAACCAAGAAUCUCCAGAGCAUGCUCCGGCCCAUCAUGACGCCCAUGGAGCCGCAGAGGCACCCGAUCUCACAUAAAUUCGGCUUGCAGGACUCUUUCGCAUCUACGACAACCAGCUUUGCUUCAGGUUUUGCUUCUGGCUACGACACGAGAUCCUCGUUUGGUGUCACUUCGAUGUCCGGAGCCGGCUCCCAAGUCGGUGGAAUGGCACAAACCUUCUCGGAAGGCUUCGGCCUGCAAGCAGGACAUCACAAGUCGCUUGGCGAAAGGCAGAGACGGAAGCGUCGUGCCAAGGAUCGGCCCCGACGGGGUCCAGGCAGCCAAUCGCGCACAGCAUGGGCCGGUGAGGACAUGCAGUGCCUUGUUGGCGAGGAAGAGAUGCAGCUGUUACGAGUUCGCUUCAUCAUUCUCCGCCAUUCAGAUUUGGCCUGGAUUCCGGAAGACAGGUGGGGCAGUGCACGUGCGAAGCUGGCGAAUUUGUCUUCUGCACAUUGCGAUUACGCACUGGUGUUUGCCAUGCGCAUUAGUCGUCUUCGGGCAGCUGCAACUCGAUGGGUGCAGACACAAGCCGCAGAGCUGCACGGCGUUUCCGUGCUCGGCUCCUCUCCAGCUUUGGUCUGGGCGCACGGACUUGGAGGCAGCUGCGAGGCAGAUGACGCAAGGGGCGUAGAAGAAAUCUUGGAUCCCGGAAAGUUGGGUAACCGCACUGUCCUGCGGCUCGACCUGCGUGGCCACGGCCGCUCGGCUGGGGCUCACGACCCAGGCCGCGGGCAGCAGCAGUAUACCUGGCCCGAGUUGGCCAAGGACCUGCGGCGAGCUGCCGCAGAUUCCGUUUCCCGGUGCUUUUAUGGCGGCGAAGCAUUGGGAGCCGCCGUGGCGUUGCACGCGGCCGUAGCAGCCACCGCGACAGGCUCUGUGGACGCCCCACCUGGUUUGGUACUGAUGCGGCCGCCGCUCGCCCUGGCACAGGUUGCCCGGGGUGAGGCGGACUCGGCCUGGCAGGAGCAGCUUCUGCGACAGGCUGCGACCCUUGAAGCCGAGGGCUUCGAGGGUCUAGAGGCCUUGGAGGCCACGCAAAGUGGACGGCCUCUUCUCAAUGGCGCUGCGGCCUUCUUUGCAGAUCCCAACGUCGAGCAGCUUUGCACAUUGCGGCGUACCAUGAGCAAGGAUGCGCUUGCAGCGGCUGUGCGGGGACAUGCAGAGUCUCAGCAGCCUGAUCUACAGUUGAUAAGCCGCCUCAAGGAGAACCUGGCAAAAGCGCCUUCAACCAUGGCAGCCGAUGCCUAUGGCGUGCCGUUGACUCCAGGCUGCCCUGUGCUUCUGCUGGCUGUGGCCGCAGAUGAAGAGCAUCCGGUGAAGGCGGCAGAAGAUCUGGCUUCUGCGCUGCCGAAUGCUGAACUGGAGGUGGCUGCAGACCUUGCGCAAGCAAGAGCGACAUGGGCCGAGAGGAUCGGCAGUUUCCUUCGUAAAGCUUGGAUGAAAGAAUUUCUGACGAAGCGUAUCAUGCCUCAGUGA